UUUGUACCGCAGAUUGAUCUGACAGGAUCCGUGACGAGCAGUUUCCAUCAUCCGGUUCGGAUUUAUUAACGAUCUUCUCGGCCGAACCCAUCGCCCAUACAGCCUUGUAUCGGUUUAUUUGGCCGGUUCUGCUCGUGUCCAAAAGUACCAGCCGGUGACAUUGUGGGUUUGAGGUGAAAUCUGAGGAAUAAUGUCGUCAGGAAACCCUGAAUAUUCGUCGUUCUUCGCAGUGAUGGGCGCAUCAGCAGCGAUGGUCUUUAGCGCGUUGGGCGCAGCGUACGGCACAGCUAAAAGCGGUACGGGUAUCGCUGCCAUGUCAGUGAUGCGUCCAGAGCUGAUCAUGAAGUCCAUCAUUCCUGUCGUCAUGGCGGGAAUCAUAGCCAUUUACGGCCUGGUGGUGGCUGUUCUCAUUGCCAACAACAUCUCUGACAAGAUCACUCUGUACAAGAGUUUCUUGCAUCUGGGCGCAGGGCUCAGCGUGGGUCUGAGUGGAUUGGCAGCCGGUUUUGCCAUCGGCAUCGUGGGAGACGCAGGCGUGCGUGGCACCGCCCAGCAGCCACGCCUCUUCGUCGGCAUGAUCCUCAUUCUGAUCUUCGCUGAAGUCCUGGGUCUGUACGGCCUCAUUGUAGCUCUGAUUCUCUCUACCAAAUAAACUGGCAGUCGGCAUGCGGCGAUGCCCCACCAGACGAUGGGGGACUUGGAACACAGAACAAAAAAAUGCGGGAAGGGGGAACAUUUUCGAAACCUUAAACUAAAAAUGAAUAUUAGAAGAUUUGAUGAAAUGAAAGGUGGGGAAUAAUCCUACACGUUAUAACGUUCGGUUUUAUCUUUGCAACGUGUACAGUCGUCCCAGUUUGAUAGUUUUGAUUUCUUGUAAAUGCGGUAUAUAGUGAUUUCGUCCUGUGUCUGUGAAGAAAAAAAUAGAAUAAUAAUGGAAGUAAUAGUUCUGUUUGUUUCCCGCCCCCACUUACCUAUCAGUCUGUUAGCCAAUCACGCGUUCUCUUUCACUCCCUUUACGUUAGACUGGUAAACGAAUGAAUGCUCGUGGUUCCUGUCUUUUCGUGUUUUGGGAGUUUUAUACAUUUGAUUUCUGCAUUGAUGUCAAAGAUGUGUUUGUGAAGUGGAAAAAAAACAGCUGAUGAAUCUGUAUGUGGAAUGGAA
This is a messenger RNA of Triplophysa rosa, 1161 nucleotides long. RefSeq names its product ATPase H+ transporting V0 subunit cb (gene atp6v0cb). Gene Ontology annotation, molecular function: proton-transporting ATPase activity, rotational mechanism. Gene Ontology annotation, cellular component: proton-transporting V-type ATPase, V0 domain. NCBI's taxonomy places the organism in Eukaryota, Metazoa, Chordata, Actinopteri, Cypriniformes, Nemacheilidae. Gene Ontology annotation, biological process: proton transmembrane transport. The record is from RefSeq and is a predicted model, not a curated record. The coding region runs from base 191 to 652 and encodes 153 amino acids. The transcript is spliced from 3 exons.